Messenger RNA from Myotis lucifugus (little brown bat), 888 nucleotides. Its product is annotated as GTPase IMAP family member 7-like. Lineage: Eukaryota; Metazoa; Chordata; Mammalia; Chiroptera; Vespertilionidae. Gene Ontology annotation, molecular function: GTP binding. The coding region runs from base 1 to 888 and encodes 295 amino acids. The transcript has a single exon. The record is from RefSeq and is a predicted model, not a curated record.
AUGGCUGGUAUUCAGGACAACACUCUGAGGAUUGUUCUGGUGGGGAAAACGGGAAGUGGGAAAAGUGCAACAGGAAACACCAUCAUUGGGAGCAGAAAAUAUGAUUCUAAAAUUGCUCCCCACGCUGUUACCAAGGAAUGUCAGAAAGAAGUGCGACACUGGAAGGGGAGGAACCUUCUUGUUGUGGACACCCCAGGGCUCUUUGACACCAAGGAGAAACUGCAGACUACCUGUGAGGAAAUCAGCAGGUGUGUCCUCUUCUCCUGCCCUGGGCCUCAUGCCAUCAUCCUGGUACUACAGCUGGGCCGCUACACGGAGGAGGAGCAGAGAACGGUUGCAUUGAUCAAGGCCAUCUUUGGGGUGGCGGCCAUGAAGCACAUGAUCUUGUUGUUCACUCGCAAAGAUGAUUUGGAUGGUAAGACACUGAGUGACUUUUUAGACGAAUCAGAUGUGAACCUACAAAACAUCAUCCAGGAGUGUGGGUCCCGCUGCUGUGCCUUCAAUAACAAGACUGCAGAUAAGGCUGAGAAGGAAGCUCAAUUGCAGGAGCUGGUGGAGCUGAUAGAGGAAAUGGUGUGGAAGAAUGAAGGGGCUCACUUUUCUGAUGCCAUAUACAAGGACACAAAUGAAAAGCUGAAACGCCAGGCAGAAGCCUUGAAGAAAAUCUAUGCUGAGCAAUUGGAUAAGGAAAUUAAACUAACAGAAAAGGAAUGUGAUCAGGGAAAAAUAUCACAGGAAGAAAAAGAGGAAAAAAUAAAAGUCCUAAAGAUGAAGUAUGAAGAACGAAUUAAAGAUAUAAGGGAACAAGCUGAAAAGAAUAUAUUUGCAGAUAUUGUACAAAGGAUUAGAAAUAUGCUUUCAAGUCUAUGGCAUAGGUUUUUCAAAUAG